This is a messenger RNA of Larimichthys crocea (large yellow croaker), 1745 nucleotides long. RefSeq names its product tRNA methyltransferase 2 homolog B (gene trmt2b). The coding region runs from base 179 to 1645 and encodes 488 amino acids. Gene Ontology annotation, biological process: RNA processing. The record is from RefSeq and is a predicted model, not a curated record. The transcript has 2 exons. Gene Ontology annotation, molecular function: tRNA (uracil(54)-C5)-methyltransferase activity, S-adenosyl methionine-dependent; RNA binding. Lineage: Eukaryota; Metazoa; Chordata; Actinopteri; Sciaenidae.
AGGGGGCAGUAUAUGCAACAAUAAGGAUGCAGACUGCCGUUAAACGUGAAGAAGAAGACUUAAACCUUCAGCACACGUUUUACUGACAACCGGCAGAAGAAAAAAACCCCACCGAUGUUUACAGUCACCUGUAUUCAUUUUGCAUAUUUACCCGCAGGCGCUUAUUUGAAAGUCAAAAAUGGCAUUGGCAGCUGCACGCAGCAUGUCAGUCUUUGCCAAACGCAGGCUUGUGUGCACUUUCAGGCACACCUGCCUGUUGUUUUCAACUAAUGGCACUGAUCUAGCUGACCAAGGGAAAUCACCGAGGAGAAAACGUCCUAAGAAACCUCCCUGGACUGAUAACCUAUCCUGGGAGGACAGGCUGGCUGAUGUGGUCACCCCUUUGUGGAGGCUGAGCUAUGAUGAGCAACUUGAGCUCAAGCAAAAGCAUCAGGAGAGGAUACUGUCUAAACUCUGUGGGUAUCUCUCAGGUGACUUACAAUCACAGUCACCUGUCAGUAGACUCACCUUCCCCGUGCUGCCUAUCCUGCCAUCACCUGUGAGGGAUGGCUACCGCAACAAGUCUACGUUUUCUGUCAACAGGGGGGUAGAUGGAAAUCCAAAAACAGUUGGAUUCUACAUUGGCAUGGGUAAAAAGGGGAACAUUGUCUGCAUCAACGGAGACCACCUGCUCAACAUGCCGGAAAAGCACAAACUGGUAGCCAGGUGUUACCAGGACUUUAUCCGCCUCUCUCCUCUGGAGCCGUGCCUGCUCUUCCACACUGGGGGUCACUGGAGAGAGGUCACAGUGAGGUCCAACGCAGAGGGCCACACCAUGGCUAUAGUGUACUUCCAUCCACAGACGCUCACCCCAGAAGAGGUGGCAGUCCAUAAGGCUGACCUGGUGGAUUACUUCACGCGUGGGCCUGGAUCAGUCUGUCAGCUGGACUCGCUGUUCUUCCAGGAGAGCACCAUGACUCGCUGCACUCAUGAGGAAUCCCCCUACCAGCUAUUGCAUGGUCAGCCACACAUAUAUGAGGAGGUGCUGGGCUUCAAGUUCCGCAUCUCUGCAGACGCCUUUUUCCAGGUGAACCAGGCAGCUGCUGAGGUGCUGUAUGGUACAGUGAGAGACCUGUGUGUCCCGAACCACGAGGAAGGUGGAGGAAGAACAAAAGUCGGCGGUACUCUCCUAGAUGUGUGCUGUGGGACAGGUGCCAUAGGUAUCACUAUAUCCCCCAGAGUGGACAGGAUUGUUGGUAUAGAGCUCGUAGAACAGGCAGUGGAAGAUGCUAGACACAAUGCAGCUCUCAGUAACGUACUGAACUGUGAGUUUAUUCCAGGCAAGGCAGAGGUGGUGCUUCCUGGUUUUAUGUCUCAGUUGGACAUCACAGGUGGAGACCUUGUGGCAGCUGUGGUGAACCCGGCUCGAGCUGGCCUGCACCACAAAGUGAUCCGAGCCUUACGAAACCAACCCGCUAUCCGUAGGCUGGUCUAUGUUUCCUGUAAACCGGAUGGAGAGGCUAUGAGGAACUUCAGGGAGCUUUGCUGUGCUCCUGACCCACAGAAGAAACUCACAGGAGAGGCAUUUUCUCCCAGUCUGGCUGUGCCUGUGGACAUGUUCCCUCAUACUCCUCACUGUGAAGUGGUGCUACUUUUUGAAAGAUAGCUGCUAAUGCUUUUUGUUCUUUUUGCUAUACCAUAACUUGCCAUAUUGAUGCAUAGUCUUUGUUUGUCAUGUAAGUCAAAUAAUCCACAUUUCAAAAACA